Molecule: messenger RNA, 1479 nt
Organism: Lolium rigidum
Lineage: Eukaryota; Viridiplantae; Streptophyta; Magnoliopsida; Poales; Poaceae
Product: FCS-Like Zinc finger 8
Exons: 4
Coding region: 241-1071 (276 amino acids)
Source: RefSeq, a predicted model, not a curated record
UCUCCGCCCUAUUUCUUCCUCUUAUCUUUCUGUCACUCUGCACACAAGUCCCCUCUUCCUCCUCCUCCCCGCCCCGCCUCACUCGAUGUUCCGCGCUGCCGCCUGAGGAGACCGAGGAGAUUUUCGCCUUUUUUUCACGAGGGAGGUGCUGCUGCUGCUGGGAGGAAGCAAUCUCGUGAGGCAACAACAGGCGUAAAGCAAGCAAAAAAAAAAGUGGGAAGAUAAACCAGAGGUGAUCAAAUGGCAGCUGAGUCUUCCGUUCCACAAACCGCCUCCUCUGAAUCGGUUGCUCACAAGAUGGGCUUCUUCCGAGUCCCUGACCUCCUUGUCAAGCUGAGCACCAAAUGUCUGAUUGAACUGGACGCCGUCCGCAGUCCAACAUCACCCCUGGACCUCAAGCUCUUCACAGGCCUGGCAACCAAGUCACCCAGGUCAUCUUUCCUUGAUGCCGGUGCAGCCAGCCAGAACCAGAAGAUCUUGCUGGGGGACAGGGUUGGGCUUGGACUGGUUGACUCUCUCAGUGAUGAGAACCCCUCGCCGCUGGGCAGCAGGAAGGUUCUUCUUGGGUCUAAGAUGAGGAUCACUGACAGCUUAACCCGCAAGAACAGCUCCACUGCUCCUAUGCAGCCUGGAGUGGUCGAACUGAAGGAUGAGAACAUGAGUGAUGGGCUGAACGGCAGUUUCAUGUCCCUUGAUGACAUUGUCAACUCGGAGGACUACACCUGUGUUGUUUCUCGCGGUCCUAACCCUAGAACUACCCACAUUUUUGGAGAUCGUGUCUUUGAGUUUCAAGGUGAGCAGCUGAUGCCUGGUGAGGGUGGCUGUGAGGAUACUCUGGUAUCUCCUCUGAAAGGGGAUAAUACCAUGAGCUUCUGUUGUUUUUGCUCUGAGAAGCUCAAAGAAAAGGAAGACAUCUAUAUCUACCAGGGUGACAAAGCCUUCUGCAGCGUGGAGUGCAGGGAGAACUUCAUGGAAGAGGAGAUUGAAGGUGAACCUGCAACUGCAACAGAUCACUCUGAUCCUAGCGGCCCUUCCUUCGACGAUGGGCGCAUUUUCCAACUGAUCCAGUGAAGGAGCAUCAGCAAAGAACUUGAUGUGGUCGCAACUGAAGCGCUGUCUGAGGUUAAUAAGUGCAGCCAUGGAUGUGAUCAUGUUCAUCAAGUUUUUCUCUGAAGAUUUUGUCUGCUGCUGCACUGAUGAAUUUACCCUGAGUAUUGAUUCUCUUUAUUUCCCUUACCUGGAUCCUCGAAUUUUUGGAGGAGCCUGAAUGAUGACUGUGCUUCCGGUCAUAUUAUUAUUUUGAUCGGAAAGGGUGUGUGCGUGUGUUCGAACAUGUGUUCGCUGGAACCUCAUAUUCAACUGGACGUCAUUUUGUUGAUGCCGUUGAUUAUUAUGUCAUGUAUCUGAACCUAAGCUUCUGCUUGUAUUUUUACAAAGCAUGUGGCACAAAAUAAUAUUCAAGUAUACUAACUUGCUCAA